CCCUUGAUCAUAAUCGCCAUGUUGCUGUGUUUGGAAAAGUAGAAGAACAAUCGAAGUGUAACUUUUUGGACCCCGUGUGAUGGCCAAUCAAUACCUCAUUUAAGGAAAGUCACUUUAAAAUGAUUGAUAAAAUCGGUUGGAAUUGGUGAGGGAAUUAUGCUCUCGAGGCAAAACAGCUCGCGCCCAUAUACUAGUGGAAGCUUUCGAACGAAGCUCGAACUCUUUGACAAAUUUAUCAAAGAGUUUACGUACGUUGACGAGGAAUUGAAUCCCGAAGAACGAAGGCAAAUACUCCAGGAUCGUCUAACUAACGGAUAUGAACCAUUUUGCGAAGCUAUACGGAAUUUAUUCGGAAACGACGUUAGUACACAAGAUUUGAAGGCUUUAUUUAGGAAAAUCGCACUAAAUCCUGACGCUAAAGUUGAUUGGAGCGAGCUUUUUGGGAUUGGUGGUCCUACUGAUGAGGUACCAGACCUGCUGCUUAAUGAGGACACUUCUUCUGUCCUCACCACCAGCAAGCGCAAGACUGUGGCAGAGGCAGGAGGAGAUAAGAAAAGACGUGAUAUUGUGCAGUCAAUUUUGCAUGUCCCAAAGUAUGACUUCUACAUCACAGCAUCCCAGAAAGGAAUUAUUUGCCAAUGGUCUAAUAAGUUUCGACUGCAAGCCUGUACCGAUAUUAUGGAGUCUUCAUGGGUGACUGGGUGUGGAUUUCUUCCAAGUCUUCGUAGGAUAGUAGCAACAUCUGAAAGAGCGAUUGCCUUAUGGGACUAUAGGGCCAAGCGAAAACAAUCAACAAUUUAUCAAAUUAAACCCAUGGAGAACUCUCCUCAGUGUAUGACAUACAUUCCAUGGAAGGCAAACUCCAUGAAUGAAGACACCAUUCUAUUUGGAGAUGAUCAAGGUUAUGUGAAUAUACUGACCAUUUCCUCAAAGGACUUACACAUGAAAAACUCAUCUGCAAAAGGGGAUUCUGCUGUUGUCACUAUUGAGCCAAAUAAGCUUAGUAGUGAAAUAAAGAGAAGAAAGUUCUUUGAUGACUGGGUGCUAAAGAUCAAGUACUUCCCUCAAUUAGAGAUGUUCGGAUGUUGCUCCCCUGGUAGUUCCUGUUCAUUUAUACUUGGUGGUGUGGAUAGGGUACUCAACAAUGGGCCCGUACGAGAACUUGGUGUACCCAAAGGUGUCAACUGCUUUGAUUACUGUACUAGAGCAAACGUCAUUGUUACUGCAGGCGCAGAUAAGAUCGUUCGUAUCUGGCACCCCCUGAUAUUCACUAGACCUACAGGCAAGCUACUAGGCCACCUCUUCACCAUCGUGGAGAUUGCCGUGAAUGAAAAGGAUCAGCAAUUAAUCAGCUUGUCAACGGCCAGGGUUUUUCGCGUCUGGGAUCUACAGACUCUGACUUGUCUGCAGGUGUUUACAGAUAAUGAGGAAAGACCCGGAGAAAAGCGUAUAUCGGCUAUGUUGUUUGACGCCAAACACGAUAGGCUUAUUACAGGGUGCAGUGUGAUUGACACAUGGCCAUUAACCAGGGCAAUACAAGAUUCACUUCAAGUUCCGCAUACCCAUGAUAGACCUAUAUCUCAGUUGCUGUACAACCCCCAAAUGAACCAGGUGAUCAGCGUGUGCACAGAGGGGGUGAUGAAGGUGUGGGAGAUGGAGACAGGCCAGAUGGUCUACCAAGUUACUGAUGCGCACGGCACAUCCAAUGAGGUCACUGCCAUGAAUGUGGAUAACACAGGAUAUAGACUGAUAACAGGAGCUUAUGAUGGUUCCAUCAAAGCCUGGGAUUUUGGGAGUGGGCAGCUUUACAAGAAGUACCCAGACGAGCCUGCGAAGAAAAGACAGGAGAACACCAUCACGGGUCUAGUGUAUCAUACGGUGGACAACAAGCGAUGCGUGCUGGUCUCUUCUUGGGGCCAAGGGAUCACACUUUUAGAGGACUGUUAUGACCUUCCGAUGUUCAGUGAACUGCGGGUUUUCAGCGACUUGUAUAUACCCCAAUCUCCAGCUAGCGAACCAGAAGGUGCAACACCUUUUAUCUCUCGAGUAACUUUACCAGACAUUAACCAGAAAUCCAGUACGCCUGUGGCGACUCACGCGCUGUCCACGUGCGAGGUCACGUGCAUGGAGGAGUUUGGUGAUUCUGCGCUGUUUGCUGGGACGAGCGAUGGCAACAUUAUCAUGUGGAACUUGCAGACAGAGAAGAUUAUAACCAGGUUUGAUUUGCCCCCGCUCAGCAGAAGCUCUCGUAGCGGGCGCUCCAAAAGACAGCGUCAGGAUGAACGCCUUGUCCACGCUUGCCGAGUGAUGGUACAUAGAGUCAGAAGACCGAUCAUCUACGGCGAAACCAAGCAUGCCAUCCACACACUUCUAGAGGAAUCAGAAGCAGAUGAGACAGAGGAGAAUGACGCUGCCAUAGAGGUGUCCGCAUCAGAUGAGUUGAAAGAGAACGGCGAUAAGGCUGACAAAAAUAACGGCGAUGAUGAGAACAGGGACGAAAGCGACUCUAGUGACACUAACAAAGACGUGGAGAUGAAGGAGGAAGGGUUUGAGAAAGGGGUGGAAGGGGAGAAGGAGGGGGAUGAAGAUGGGAGUGGCAUGGAGGAAGGGGGACAGCCUGAGGAUGAGGACUCCCCCUUUAUUAGGAUCAGUGACCCUGCUCUGGUGUCUGCCCAUCAUGAUGGAUAUUUGCGGUUUUGGACAUUAUCGGGACGACUGCUGACCGAGAUACGCGCGGUCACACGCCGACAGGCCUCGGCUGUGACGUCACUCUGCACGGAUGCCGACUGCCGUCACGUGAUCAGUGGUGAUGCAAAGGGUUACGUGACGGUUUGGGACGUAGGAAGCUUUCUCUUGGACCCUCCCAAAGACAAGCCCCCACCUGACGAUGAGAUGACCGAGAAAAAGAAAGAACCCAAGAAUGUGAUCAAACAAGUCGUGUGUUGGCGCGCGCAUCUCACCCGCGUGGUAGGCGUGGAGCACGUUGAUAGCGCGGAUGCCGUGGUCACUUCCUCCACUGAUCUGUCUGUAAGGGUGUGGUACCGAGACACGGGCCACUUCAUCGGGUUUUUCGGUCAGCCCCGCCUGUGGCACCUGCCGAGCGCCAAGUCCGUGCCCUCGACCCCAGUCCGACCUUAUGACAUCACCGAGUCGCCUAUCAAAGCCUUGAAGAACCUCGCCAGUAAAUCCAAGCACAAGCCGGAGAGCACUGUGGACUGCCCUCUGAUGUUUGACGAUAACAGAUGGCAUCCAUUUCGACACUCUGCCCAACAAGAGACGAAGCCCAAACCGGGGAACAUGAAAUUCUUCGAUUCACUCUCCAAGCCCAAGCAUUAUAACAGUCAUCUUCAGAGCUCACGGACGGGUUCUCCGGAGACAGGUGCGGUGUUCCGAGCAUUGCCUGUCUACAGGGUUGAUUCUCCUGAGCGUCUGACUACACCUGCUGUUGCACACCAAUCUUCGUGGCUUACAAACCAUCAGAGCGGGGCACAGGUUAAGGCACAAGGCAAGACAAACUACACGUAUAGAUCAAGCCCACCCACAAAGGAGCACAUAGUGUCCAGGUUCCCGCAUCUUGUCCAGGCGAACAAGAGAUAACAACACGAUAAGCUGGUUACCAUGGAAAACAGUCCGUAGUAACCAGCCAUAAUUGACAGGUCGCCUGGCAACCACUGGGUAUCUAGGUAAACAGUUUAAAAUAGGUUGAAACUAACCAGAGUGUGUAUUUUAUUGUAUUAUAGCAUGUAAAUUAUAGCUAAACAUCAAAAUUUUAAUAUUUUGUAAAAUAUAUAAAGAUAUAAAUAGUGCUGUUCAUAAAAA
Molecule: messenger RNA, 3819 nt
Organism: Nematostella vectensis (starlet sea anemone)
Lineage: Eukaryota; Metazoa; Cnidaria; Anthozoa; Actiniaria; Edwardsiidae
Product: WD repeat-containing protein 64-like
Exons: 32
Coding region: 157-3597 (1146 amino acids)
Molecular function (GO): protein binding
Source: RefSeq, a predicted model, not a curated record